GUCAUUUGGACUCCGUAUGUUUGAUUUUGCUUCACAAGCUUUGUGCAGAGAAAAGAAUUGUUAGGGCUUUGCUGGAGUCUCUAUGAUCCCCGACGAGAGUUCAGGCCCUAGACAUUUUUUCAUCUUAAGAUGAAACCUCAUUUUAAAAACAACGUCGCAGAGAUGGAGUGAGGGAAAUGACCGGUGCCCACAUUGCUUCACAUUGCUCUGCAAUUAGGCCAACUAGGCUGUCGCUUAGUUCAUAUCCUUUGUGGUCAAGUUGGCCUCCAAGCCAUUGUUUAACGUUGAUUCAUGAUUAUGCCUUUUGCUUGCCUGGAUGGAGGACUGAGCAUUGCGUGGUGGGGGGAAUGCUGUGUUAUUUUUCUAGAAAAAGAGGUGCCAGAACUCACUGUGAACAGCCUCCCUUGUUCUCUUAUACAUGGCAAUGAGACCCACCUAGGAGAUGCCAGGACUGAGUUCCACCAAGUUCCAGCUGAAAAAUAGCCCAGUAUGUUGAAUUUAGCUUCCUUUACAAAGAUUUCCUUGGAUGCUCCGGUCCUUUGCCUGUCCCAGGGGAUGCCCCAGUUCACCUUUGCUUGCUUCUGUGGGCUCCAUGGCUUCUGCAAGAUGAAGAGGAAGAAGGAAGAGGCCAGCGCUGAGCAAGAGACAGCAGUGUGACCUUUUCUUUGUGAAUCAUCUUACUUCUCUCUGUUGAGCUGGAGGAGCGCAGCAACUGUGAGACUUUGCAGGCUUGGGAGGAAAAAAAACCUCACUCUGUGCAGACAGGAAUGUAACUGAGGAUCCAGAAGCCAAGCUGGGCAAAAUGGCAGUUCUGCACGGUGUCCUAUUUAGAAUUACUCUGAGCCUUAGAGACGGUAAAUGACAAGUUUUUGUGACCAACUGGACGGUGCAGGACAUGCACAAAUUGCAGGAAUGAAGCCAAGGAAAGGAGAAUGAGUCAAAUACCUUGUUGUACAGCUUCCUGAAGACCCCCAAGAAGAAACUGCGCUAAAUUAUAAACAUGAACAUCUUUCCCAACCUAAACCUCUCUGCUAUGUACACUUGCACUACUAAUGCUAGAAUCUUAAACUGUGAAAUAGGAAUAAAUCCAAUAAAUGACUGGCAUUUAAAGGUAUUACAAAAAUAUACGUAUCAGGUUAAUUUCAGGUUGUACAGUUACUGCAUUCCAGUGUUACCUAAAGUUGAAAGGAUACUUUAAAAAAAUCACAAUACAGCUGUAUGGGUUUUUUCUUUUUGCACUGCGGCUGAUGUGGCUAUAAGAAGCACUUUAUUUCUACAGGGUCAGUAGAUAUAAGUUUUGGGAUGAGGUUAGACCAGAGUCUAAACGUUCAUGGCUUUCUUGCUUGCAAGGAUACAGUCCCUCAGGAGACAGAAACAAAGAAAACCAAACAUCUACUCAGUGUCUCUUACCUUCUACUUAUAGCCUAUUGCUAUAACCAUCUGAAGUGUUCUCUGAAUUUCAAAGCUGAAUGCUUGGGUGGUCAGUGAAUUUAUGAAUUUUUUAGAGGGUGGCUGAAAAUGUUUUAUAUUAUUUUGUCUAGCCAUAGAAAAUACUGCAGUGACCAAAUCUUGUCAUAAUUAUCAUUGUAAGCAACAAGCACUAUAUUGAAAUUGGUUGAAAUCCUGUGCAUAUUUAUGUAUGCAGUAUACAAAACUGGGGGCUGGAUUGAUUCUGCAUCUCUGAUUAAUGGAAAGAAUUGUUACCUACCCCAUCUGUUUAUUGAAUGUACCUGCAGUCAAUUCGCACAGUCACAUUUAUGAGUGACCAACACGUGUAUAUAGACCACUAAUUAUUCAAGUAAAGUCUAUAUAGAUUUAUAUAUUUAUCUGUGUAUACACAUAUAGUCUAAGUUUACUCUUAAUUAUGCUGGAGCCUAGCUAGUGCACAGCAAUUUAUUUUUGUUUUAAAAUGUCCUACGUUCUCUGAAAUACAUACUGUAUGUAUAACCUAGAAGUGGGCAUUGGUUAAACCCAGCAGCUUUGAGAUCCUUGGAUGUACACACCUUGGACCUACCGGAAACAUUACAAGGCAAUUAUAUAUCUUUGUGAAAUAAAUUAGAAACUCAAAUGUUUCUUUAGUUAGGCUCAUGAAAGCUGUUUUUCCACAGGGCGGAGAACUUGCUGAGAAGUUACAAAGACAAACAGUUAACUCUUUCUGUCUUUGAUAUAUGACUCUAACAAGUUCCUCUUCUGGGAACAAUGACACUGAUUGUGUCAUUGGAGAUAACAGUAAUAUUGUAUGUAUUCAGGGUCAAAGGUGCUAUACAAGAGCUAAAUGUUAGCGAUAAAGCACAAGCUUCAGUCCAUUCCUUUUGACAAACUACUUAAACACAUACAGUACUUAUAUCUAGCUGUAGGCUUUGAGAAUCACAGCUACCUUGGAAGUUAGUUCCUUUGAACUUGAGCAGAGAGUCUUUGAAAAGGGAUGGAAUCCUGCUUGGCAGGGGGUUGGACUGGAUGGCCCUUGUGGUCUCUUCCAACUCUAUGAUUCUAUGAUUCUAAGUGUGCCUCCAAACACUUGCUAGGCCAGAGCUAAUGAUAGUGGUCCAUAUUCACUGUUACUGUAAUUCCCGUGACCUCCAUGGAUGUUCAAAACUCUCCACAUUUAAAGGUACUGAUGUGUCCUUAACAGCCACCCAAACCUCCUCUGAGCAGUGCAUGAGAUUCCAAGGUUCUUGGCACUUAACCAAGGAUUGUGUUUCAUUUGGAGAAUUAAGGCACAUAUACAGUGUAAUGACAUCUUGAACAGGAUAAGUGGCAUAGCCUGUAUUUUUACACUGCUCUUUGUAUCUUCCCUUAAUACUCCAAAUAUGAGCUAAAUGAUAGCAUUUACUAAUUUAAGAUUUUAGGGGGGUCUGCCUGACAACCCAUAACAAUAUGUUUACUGCCAUUAACCGACAACCAGGGUAUCGAGACUCAUUAUAUAGUCAUUUUCAAGCCACAUGUUCCAGAAUUGGCCUCCACAGUCACAGUCACCAUAAAACCGUGUUUAUGGAAGACAAUCUUACUCAGCUACAAGUGAUCGCCAAAUAAGAAGACUCAUUUAAAACACUGGGGUAUCUAAUGCAUCCAGAAUGCAUGUAUCAUCCAUGGGGAAUAUGUCCUGCAGUUCCUAGAUGUAAAUCUACAGUAUGUCAUGGACAUCAGAAAUGGUAGGGAUUGUGGUACUGGAAUGGCUGAAGAAAUAGAUAAAGGCACUGCCUGUAACAAGGGGAGCAAAUAAGAGUACUUGAGGGCACGGGCAGAAAUACAACUUGGCAUAGACCUUGAUGCCUUUGCAUGUCACUCCCUCUGAAAAAGUCUGCUGCCUCCAAGUUCAUUAUAAAGGAUGUCAUGUUUAGGAAGGUUUCUUCUGCCAUAAUUAUGGGUCGUGCCCCAUAUUAAACCUCCACCUGCCCCCAUCACUGGUAGCUGUUACUUGUUACACAUGCUCUGUUCAUCUGCGAUACUUUGGCCAACUUUUAGAGCUGGCAAGACCAAACUGUGUAGUAGUUAACAAGAGACAGUCAGUUGGGUCAUGUCAGGACAUAUCUCUGCAGCAGGGACAAGAAGCGAGUCUUAAAUGUUCCUAGCAUAGCCCCACAGUCCAUCCCCCUCUGCUGCGGAAGAUUUGUUCAGAUCUUACUGCACGGAAAAUCUUGAGCCUAUCUUGAAGAUUGAAUGCCUUCUGUGUCUUGUUUUGUUUGCUCACAUUGCAUCCCAACUCCGAAAUGUCUAUUCAGGCUUCUUUGUGGGAAACCCCCUGGACAUAAUGGUAGAUGAAAAUAGAUGUUUCUAUAUUAACUAUUUUUAGAUCUCAUUGUAAUUGUGCCUAUCAUGCAGAAAGUUCUUGCCUUGCUAUGCCAUACUGGUUGGUCUGAUCUCGAUCUCCAGCUCUUGUCAGUAAAAAGGAGUCUUACUUGAAUUGAGGACAGGGAAACACUAAGGCAGAAAAUGUCCCCGAAGCAGGCUACGUUUAUUUCUUCUCCCCUUUUUGCUCUCUGGAUUCCAUCUUAUAGGAACCUAAAUAGAAAUGUAGUCUUCCAGCCUCAGUAGCCAUAGAAACCAGCUAUUUUUAUCUAUUUUGCAUGAUAUCAAUAAAUGACUUUUUCUACACUGGAUAGACAGGUCAACUCAUCUUCCUGCUAACUGGAUGUCCUUAAUAAGCCAUGCAUAUCUGUUGUAUAAUAUUGUACACUGAGAAGAGAAAACAGGAUUGUUUGUAAGUGCACAAAGGAUUCUGCUAUGUAGAUAAUUCACAUUCUAUUACAUACCCUUUCAGAGAGAGAAAAUAUUUAUGAGAAUUUUUAGAAUACACCCUUUGUAGUAUUGAUUUAUUUUUUUAAAAAAAAAUGUAUUGA
Molecule: messenger RNA, 4340 nt
Organism: Zootoca vivipara (common lizard)
Lineage: Eukaryota; Metazoa; Chordata; Lepidosauria; Squamata; Lacertidae
Gene: BLACAT1
Product: BLACAT1 overlapping LEMD1 locus
Source: RefSeq, a predicted model, not a curated record